CGGCGGGCAUGAGGCUGCUAAGGGAUGGAGUUGGGCUCGGCCCCCAGACACGGCCCACGGGCUCUGCCAGCAGCAGGUCCCUCGGGCCCCAGCCCUCACUGCGUCCCGGACCCAGAGCCCUGCACCGCGGGUGCAGACUGGCUGCCAAGGCCACGCUUUUGGCUGAAAGGGGCGCUGCCAGGUGCACAGCCCUGGGCAUGAGCCUUUUAAGCUGCGGAGGAAAGCUCAGCACUGGUCCCAGGAAAGGUGCCUAGAAGCCCACAGAGGAGGACCCCUGUGGUGAGUAUCUGGCUGGCAAGCGGGGAAGCAAGGACUGGAGGACCAAGUGGCCCCCAGACCGCUAGGAGGGAGACUGGGCCUGACCUGCCCUCAAGAGACCAGCUCCUGAGCUCCCCCUAGUGCAGGGGGUUACUGAGGCUGCCUGACCACGGCUUCACUCCAUCAAUGAGAAGUCACUAGCCUGGUUCCUCGAGGCCGGAUUCAAGUAGGAGCACACCAGGGAGGCCUUCCUGGGGAGAUCUGGUCCACAGGUAUGCAGGCGUUCUGUGUGCUGUGGGGUGGGAUCCAAGGGCAGACCAGUAGGGAGGGCUCUAGGGCCCCAGAGGGGUGUUUGGGAAUGCCAGCCAGGGUGGGUUCACCAAAGUCUUGGUGGGACUCAGAAUGGCUGGCUGGGCUCAGGAAGCAUGGCUCAUGGGGGAAACUUAGAGCAGCAGGGCCAGGCUACCAGACCCACAGGAAGCUGGAGGGGGACAGACCUGGACCAGCUCUCAAAGACAAGGUUGAAGUGGAGGCCUGGUUGGCCCUCCUGGGAGUUGCUCAGGCAUGAGUCUAUCUGAGCACAGCCAAAAGCCCACCCCCCGCUUUGAGUCUGCAGGCUUGGCAAUGCUGCCCCCUAGUGGCCACAUGGAGCCAUGCCCAGGCCCCAUGUUCGAGGGCCCAUCAGCCCACAUCAUCCCGGGGCUCAUCUGUGGAGAGAAGAGAGAACUCUGGCGGCCCUGGGUCUAGACAGAGAUCACAUAGGAGCAAGGAGCAGAAGCGCUGGGUGGGCAACACGGGCUGACGCUGGGGCAUCACCGACAUCAGAUAGGUCAACAGCAAACACCCUGAAUCCUCUCUAGUCCACAUCUUCCUCCUCUGUGCCAUGGAGAUAAAGGUCUCUGUGGGACCCAGAGUGUCCAGCUACUUCCUUUUCUGGCUGCUCCUGGCAACUCCAGCCCUGCAGCACAGAGCAGUGAGGUCCUGGGGCAAGGGACCUUGGGAUGUGAAGCAGUCGCCGAGCUUCCCUGAGUCUUAUUUGUGCAGGUGGAAAAUGAGGAUUAUGCCAGCUACUUCAUGGAGUUGUGAGGACUGAAAGAGGGAACAGGUGCAAAGUUCCAACACAAAGUUAGGUUCUCAAGGCAGUUACUUCUCCUCCCGGGUUGAGUCCAGCCAUCCAAGUCCCUUGUACUUCGUCUGGAAACACGGAAGAGGAGGGAUGAACUACCCAGAGGAUAACUCAUCUCUCAUUGUCCCAGGCUGCCUCAAGAGGAGGAGAGGGGUGGGAACAGGUCAGCUAGGGCUGAUGGGCGCACCUGGUAUUGACAGAUGGAGCCCGGAUGUGGAAGCCCUUCCGUGCUGCCCCACUGGCCCCCGCCUAGGCGGCAGCCGGCCCUGUGGCCAACCCUGGCUGCUCUGGCCCUGCUGAGCAGCGUCGCCGAGGCCUCCCUGGGCCCUGCGCCCCGCAGUCCCGCCCCGCGCCUUGGCCCCGCUCCGGCCCCAGCGCCCCCCACUGGCCACCUGCCCGGGGGCCGCGCGGCCCGCACGUGCGGCGGAAGAGCCCGGCGGCCGUCGCCCCAGCCUCCCCGGGCCGCGCCCCUGCCGCCCGCGCCCUCACCGGCGCUGGCCCGCGGGGGCCGCGCGGCGCGAGCAGGGGGCCGGGACGGCCGCGCGAGCCGGGGGGGCCGCGCGCGGACUGCGGGGGCGCGGGGCUGCCGCCUGCGCUCGCAGCUGGUGCCCGUGCGCGCGCUCGGCCUGGGCCACAGCUCCGACGAGCUGGUGCGUUUCCGCUUCUGCAGCGGCUCCUGCCGCCGCGCGCGCUCCCCGCACGACCUCAGCCUGGCCAGCCUGUUGGGCGCUGGGGCCCUACGGCCGCCUCCGGGCUCGCGGCCGGUCAGCCAGCCGUGCUGCCGCCCCACGCGCUACGAGGCGGUCUCCUUCAUGGACGUCAACAGCACCUGGAGAACCGUGGAUCGCCUGUCGGCCACUGCCUGCGGCUGCCUGGGCUGAAGCCUCGCUCACGGGGUUGGCGGACUGCACCCUGCAUCCUUACCCGCGGCUUCUGGCGCUCGGGGCCCUCUCGCCGGAGAGUUCGGGGUGAUGGGGUGGGGGUGGGGAGUGGCUGGAGCCUCAGCCUGAAACCGAGGCCUCUGCCGGGUGAAUGAUGGCCAUGAGCCCCCGAGAGAUGGAGGGAUGACGGGCCUGGGGCCCCAGGGUACUCGCCCUGCCAGUCCCAGCCCUGCUGACACCAGACACCUCAGCUGCGGAGACCUUAGGACCCUCUUCGCACAGACUCUGGCACUGACUCGGCCGCGGCCCCCUGGCCUCAGCCCAGGCCCUGGGGGCGCAGAAUCGGAGGAGACACACGGCAAUCACAUUGCCCACGAGGGCCUGGACUCACUCGUGGGAGCUGGACCCCUAUUUAUUAUUCCUAAGUUAUUUAUUUACUUC
This is a messenger RNA of Mustela lutreola (European mink), 2706 nucleotides long. RefSeq names its product artemin (gene ARTN). Gene Ontology annotation, molecular function: growth factor activity; glial cell-derived neurotrophic factor receptor binding; receptor tyrosine kinase binding. The transcript is spliced from 4 exons. Lineage: Eukaryota; Metazoa; Chordata; Mammalia; Carnivora; Mustelidae. The record is from RefSeq and is a predicted model, not a curated record. The coding region runs from base 1585 to 2265 and encodes 226 amino acids.